UCUUUCUCGCUUUCACCUAAAAACCCAACCACUUGCCGUUCCUCAUAACCACGUUACCUUCUUCUAAUAAUAAAAGUCCACAGCGGGUGGAAAAAGACCUCUCUCUCCUGCUGAAGCAGUGGUGGUGGGAUGGAGUCGGUGACGGUCGAGACCAGCGACGGCGUCACGCUGCACUCGCGGCUCUUUAAGCCGUCGGACUCCCCCAUCAGCGACCUCGUCGUCGUCCUCGUGCACCCCUACACCGUCCUUGGAGGCUUCCAGGGCCUCCUCCGGGGGAUCGCCACCGGGCUCGCCGAAAGGGGAUACCGGGCCGUCACCUUCGACAUGAGGGGCGCUGGCCGCUCCUCCGGCCGGGCAUCUUUCUUCGGCUCCGCUGAGAUCCAGGACGUCAUCGCCGUCUGCAAGUGGGUCUCCGAUACCCUCUCCCCUCGCGGCAUCGUCUUGGUCGGCUCCUCCGCAGGUGCCCCAGUUGCUGGCUCAGCCGUAGAUAAAAUAGACCAAGUUGUUGGUUAUGUGAGUAUAGGCUAUCCUUUUGGGUUGAUGGCUUCCAUCCUUUUCGGGAGGCAUCAUGAAGCGAUCCUGAAGUCGGAGAAACCGAAGCUAUUUAUCAUGGGAACAAAAGAUGGGUUCACAAGCGUAAAGCAGCUUCAAAAUAAGCUUAAAUCUGCUGCUGGCAAAGUUGAUAUCCACCUGAUCGAAGGAGUUGGUCAUUUUCAGAUGGAGGGGCCUGCUUUUGAUACUCAGAUGGUUGGUUUCAUAUCCACAUUUGCUCAGUCCCUGCAGGGAUAGCAGUUCAGGUGCAAGCUAUAGAAUGAUAUCUCUACUCUCCAGGUGUGAAAUUGCCACUGAAAUGUCCUGUUUAUGAUUUCAUGACUUGUCAGGAAGCAAUGUAUCAGUGAAAUUUUAGAGAACAUGUCUACUGUAACUUAUGGCAUUAGAUGGAAGAGCAGGUGGUCAAUGUUUUCCGGUUCCUGAAUCUUAAA
Molecule: messenger RNA, 983 nt
Organism: Musa acuminata subsp. malaccensis (wild Malaysian banana)
Lineage: Eukaryota; Viridiplantae; Streptophyta; Magnoliopsida; Zingiberales; Musaceae
Molecular function (GO): hydrolase activity
Source: RefSeq, a predicted model, not a curated record